GUUAAAAAGAAAAAUGGAUACUAAAAUGCUAUCACCAGAAGAAGUGCUCUAUAUUUCCAAACAAAAGUUGGAACUAGAGCUUUUGUCAAGGCUAAAGAAGCUAGACAGGAAGAUCAUGAACAGUUUAAAUGGUUAUUCUCAUCUAAAAGAUGCUGUCAAGGAUGAACCAGAAUCCAAGAGAUUGAAGUACCAAUCUGACUAUUAUGAAAACAAGAAGCUAUUGAAAUUUAGCAAAGGAGUUAUAUCUGCAAAAUAAUAUCUUGUUUCAAGGAGACUGGAUGAGAAGCAAGAAGAAAACAUAUCAGGUUUUCAGAGUUUUAGAAAAUAGUCAGAGAAAAAGCUUAUCUCUACAUCCUCACUCUUCUGAUCCAUCUUUAACACAUCAUGCAAACUACAAGCUUUUUGAGAGAUACAUCUUACGUAUCUCCUCCUCUGCACUAGAGGGACUUCACCUAGAGAAAUUUAAAAUACCAAAGAAACAGUUCGAAGUGUUGAUGUUCCAUUCAAGGAAUUUUUCAUGGCUAAAAUUAGGUUCAUGAAAAAUAGAAUCUGAAGGAUGUUCUUUUUCUAAUGUACCUAAAUAUAAACUGAAGUGUAUUUCCUUUGAAUACUCCGGCCAUACUUCGAAUAGCGAUUGGCUUUCACACCCAAAAGGCCUAACUGAUAUUGUGUCUGCCAUAUCUAAGUGUAGCCUCAAAGAAUCGCUGCAAUUCCUUGACCUCUCGUGGAACCCUUACAUUGAAGACCAACUGAGAGAGAUCUUUGAGGAGCAUGACAUCACAGGAUUAAAAGUAUGCAGCGUGAACUUCCUUGGUGGAAAAAGGUUCUCGCUUAAAUUAUAGAAUUAACGAAUCUUCGGUUUGAUCUCAAACCAAAAGCUUUCAAUA
Molecule: messenger RNA, 887 nt
Organism: Moneuplotes crassus
Lineage: Eukaryota; Ciliophora; Spirotrichea; Euplotida; Euplotidae
Source: the annotation of a GenBank genome assembly